Messenger RNA from Enterobius vermicularis (human pinworm), 135 nucleotides. NCBI's taxonomy places the organism in Eukaryota, Metazoa, Nematoda, Chromadorea, Rhabditida, Oxyuridae. The record is from the annotation of a GenBank genome assembly.
AUGCUGGGUGCCAAGUAUUAUGAUGGCAAAAAAAUUAGUAUUCCAAUAUCAGAUGAUGCUCACAAUGAUCUUAUUGAACACUGGGUUUUCCAAGCUUACAGUAGUUUUCUCUCAGCAUUUGCAACUAAAAGGUAG